CAUAACAUGUCGAUUGAACAGCCUCAAGCCUUAGGGCACUCAAUGCUCGACCAUUUCCUUUUGGAUAAGGAAUGGAAAAACUUCAACCAUGGAGCAUAUGGCGCAUUCCCUGCCGUAGUUCGAGCCGAGCACCGCAAGCUCCAAGACAAAGUCGAAGUUGGACCGGACAAGUUCAUUCGCUACCUAUACCCUGAAUUAUUGGAUACAUCUCGAAAGGCAAUGGCCACAUACCUUAAUGUUCCAACAAACGAGAUUGUUUACGUGAAAAGUGCAACCGUUGCUAUCAACACGGUCCUUCGAAAUCUUUCCUUCGGUCCGCAGGACAUGAUCAUCUACUUCUCUACUAUCUUCGCAGCUUGUGAAAAGACGAUCCAAUCUGUCAUGGAGACUACCCAGUUGAAAGCUCGGAAGAUAGAAUGCGUGCUCCCAAUGAGCCACGAGGAUAUUGUUGCGAAGUUCGAGCAGACAGUGCAGCAAGCUAAAGAAGAGGGUUUCAACGUUCGAAUCGCCAUCUUUGACACUAUUUCCAGUAAUCCUGGUGUCAGGUUCCCAUUUGAAAAAUUGACUGAAGUUUGUCGCGACCAUGGAGUUCUCAGCUGCAUCGAUGGUGCACAUGGUGUUGGCCAAAUUCCUAUCGACCUUGGCAAAAUCAAACCUGAUUUCUUCGUGAGCAUCACUCACAAAUGGCUCUACAAUCCCAGAGGAUGCUCCGUAUUCCAUGUCCCUCGCCGCAAUCAAAACCUUAUUCGCACAACAAUCCCUACGUCUCACGUCCUUAUUUCGAAAGAGCUGGAGCAUGACUAUCCAACUCAUCCUGCUUCCAAAUCAUCAUUCGAAUUGAUGUUUCAGAAUACUGCAAUCACCGACGAUACUCCGUAUUUGACCGUCCCAGCCGCGCUGCAAUUCCGAUCCCAUGUCCCUGGAGGCGAAGAUGCUAUUUUCAAAUAUAUUCGCGAGAUCGCCUUCAAAGGAGGAAACCUUGUCGCCCAAAUCCUCGGAACGGAUGUUCUAGGAGAGCCUGCAUCGGACGGAGAGAGACCUUGCCGAGCUCGGGACUGUGCAUUUGCCAAUGUGCGUCUUCCAAUCGUUAUUAAUACUUCGGAAGCAGGGGAAGGCACAAAAGAAACAGCGCAAUGGCCUGUUUUAAGUACUUUGCAAGCGACGAGAUUUGCAGCCUGUCUGCAUGAAAAGCUUGUGACGGAUCAUUCUGCGUCUCUUGGUAUCUUUGUGUAUGAUUCGGCGUUGUGGAUCCGACUGAGUGGACAGAUCUAUUUGGAGCUGGAUGACUACAAGUGGCUGGGGGGGAUCUUGAAGGAGAUUUGUGCAAACCCUGGAGCUAUUUUGAGAGAGGAGACUGAAUAA
Penicillium pulvis is the source of this 1362-nucleotide messenger RNA. RefSeq lists its product as uncharacterized. NCBI's taxonomy places the organism in Eukaryota, Fungi, Ascomycota, Eurotiomycetes, Eurotiales, Aspergillaceae. Bases 7 to 1362 code for a protein of 451 amino acids. The record is from RefSeq and is a predicted model, not a curated record. The transcript is spliced from 3 exons.